AUGGCUGAGCGCAAGGACCCACCGGUGCGAGGCACGUCGUGCGUGCUGCGGCCCGAGCCGCCGGAGCCACCGGAGCUACCGGUCUUCGCACGACAGUCCUUCACGUCGCCCGAGACUCCCCGGGUCACAAAGCUGCAGGCCGACUUUCACAAGGUGGAGAAGGUUGUAGAAGCCAAGUUGGGUAGCUCGAAGGAGAAGGUUGCCUACAUGCUUGAGACAGAUAUGUUUAUCAAUGUCAUGACCGUCAUCAUUGUGAUCGAUUGCGUUUGUGCUUUGGUCGCGACUGACUCUCGCGCGAUGGAGACCGACCCACCCUUCUACACGGAGCUUUUAUCACAUCUAUGCCUGGUGAUCUACUCAGCUGAGUUGCUUGCGAUUCUUGGACUGAAGGGAGUUGCAGCCCUGAAGCGCAAGUCCAUCCUCUUUGACGCCUUCUGUGUGCUUUGCAGCUUCUUGCUGGCACCCCACCUGGGGACAUGCUGCCCCGUUGUUUUUUACAGUCUCCAGUCUCCAGUGGCCAGACACUUUGCGCCAUCUCCAGUGGUCAGGGUCUGGGUGGGUACACCUAUAUUUUCACUCACCUGCUACAUGGUGUUUUGUUUCCAGAUCUUUGAGUCUUUCGGAGGAUCGAGCUGGGGUUUUGUGAGGGAGCUACGGCUGGUGCGCGUGAUUCGGGUGAUGCGCGUGGCACGGAUUUUGCAACGGACGCGGUCCUUGAAGGAGUUACGGAAGUUGGUCUCUAUGAUGGCCACCUGCAUGAAGACUCUAGGUUGGUCGUUUAUAUUUUGCUUUGCCUUCAUGACCUUCUGGGCGAUGUUGAUGGUGGAAUUCGUCCAUCCUUUGGUGGUCCAGAUGCAGCAGGAGGCGGUACUUGACUGUCCAGAAUGCAUCAGGUCAACUUCUUCAAUCAUGGCAGCAAACCUGUUGCUGUUCAAGACAGUGAUUGCUGGCGACAGCUGGGGACACAUUGCCGUACCAGUGAUCGAGCACAGCCCGGCGACGGCCAUCAUCUUCUGCGGGUCGCUCAUGACGACGGUUUUCGGGGUCUUGAACCUGCUGAUUGCAGUAGUUGUUGACUCUUUUGCUGAAAGUCGCCAAAACGAUGUGCUGAAUCUGGCACAGGAGCUAGAGCAUGAGCACGAGAAGGAUAGGAAGUACAUGGAACGGAUCUUCAACCGCCUCGAUAUGACUCACUCGGGCGAUCUCACCUUGGAGGAUUUGGUGAAGGGUGCGCAGACCGACCCAGAGUUUCAGAGUAGACUGCGGGUGAUGGACAUCGACGAAGCGGAUUUGGAGCAACUAUUCAAGGGGACGACCAGAGGUGAGCGCUGGAAGGGUGCCGUGCAAUGUCCUGCAAAUCCCCUCAACCACCCUUCAUUCGUUGCAGGCUGCGCCCGAGUUUUGCGCGUUCGGGGCCCAUGUUGA
This is a messenger RNA of Durusdinium trenchii, 1425 nucleotides long. Lineage: Eukaryota; Dinophyceae; Suessiales; Symbiodiniaceae. The record is from the annotation of a GenBank genome assembly.